Nyctereutes procyonoides (raccoon dog) is the source of this 2442-nucleotide messenger RNA. RefSeq names its product GVQW motif containing 3 (gene GVQW3). Bases 41 to 667 code for a protein of 208 amino acids. The transcript is spliced from 3 exons. The record is from RefSeq and is a predicted model, not a curated record. Lineage: Eukaryota; Metazoa; Chordata; Mammalia; Carnivora; Canidae.
ACAGUUGUGGUCUUUUAACUUUCCUGUGUUAAGUGUCAGAAUGAGUGACCGCUAUCUAGAACAAAGGAUUAGUAUCAAAUUCUGCGUGAAAUUGAGCAAGUCUGCGAGUGAGACCCACCACCUUUUGAAAGAAGCUUAUGGGGACGAAGUCAUGUCAAGGGCGCGAGUUUUCGACUGGCAUAAAAGAUUUAAAGAAGGGCGGGAAGAUGUUCGAGAUGACGCCCGAAGUGGUCGUCCAGUCACCCAUCGGACGGAUGAAAAUAUCCAGAAAGUCAAGGACUUGGUUUGUUCAAACAGGCGGCUGACGGUGAGGAUGAUCGCCGAAGAGUUAAAUUUAGAUAAAGAAACCGUUAGGCUCAUUCUGAAAGAAAACUUGAAUAUGAGGAAAGUUUCUGCAAAAGUUAUGUCAGGUAUUUUGAAAGAGGAACCUAAACCUCGGAGAUUUGACUUUCAGUCUGAUCUUUCAAAGGAAAGUAGGAAGAAUAGCUCGUGUGUAAGGAAAAAGACAAGUUCUGACACGUGGACUCAUCUCCAGUGCGAAGCUGGUGGGGAACUAACCCUGCCCGUAUCUCAUCCCCAGAACCACUACCCUGCCAGCCAGCUUCUGCAGGCUUCAUCAACAAGCCUUCCCACCAGGACAGCUCAGGAUUGGUUCACACCCUGGUGAAAGGAAUGUGAGGUAGCUGAGCCUGAGCUAGAAAGCUGCCUCAGGGUUAGGCACCUUCAUAUGCUACUCAUCCGUUUUCAGCCUUUACUGCUCUUUCUCGACAUUUUAUGGCCCUCCUCGUUACUCUUGCUGGACUACUGGGCCAUCAUCUUCCAAUUUUGAGGAACUUUUGGCUGUUGACUUAGGAUACUUGCUUGUUCUCAGUUUCUUGUGCUUAACAAGUUUGGAUCUCCUCACUGCCCAAAUCUUAGCUUGUUGCGGCUGUCCUGUUCCUGUGUUCUCAACAUUUCUGCCUCAGGGGAUCAUACUAUUGAAAGGUGGGAACAGGACCUCCCAGAGUCCUUCUGUGCCCAAGAAGGCAUAUUCUGGGGAGGACCCCAAAAGAAGACCUACAAUUCCAGCCUGCUUCACAGGCCGGACCUGAGGGCUGGAGUGAGCCUUCCAAAGAUGCUGGACCAAGACCAUGCUGGAGCAUAGGGUACCAGAAGCAUUGUUGGCCCAGACAGGGUUUGGACACAGCAACUGGAAGCAGAACUCCUCUUCCAUGUGCUCACAGUAACUCAUUGUUCAUUGAAUACCCGGCAACAGGUCUGACCUUUGCCAGAGACCUCUGUGCUGCGGUCAUGAAGCCUCUCCAACUGCAUGAAUAAUUUGAGGACUGUAUGUUCCACUUAAAUUUUAUUAUCCUUUAGACAGAUCUGUAUUGGUAGAAAAAACGCUGGCAGUGUUGGAAGUGUAAAUUGGCAACAGCUUUCUGAAAAGCAAUUUGGCAGUAUCUAUCAGGAGGUUUAAAAAUGUUUAUAUCUUCUGAUCCUCUAAUUUUGCUUCUGGGACUCUUUCCUAAAGAAAUAGUCUAAAAUGUGGGCAGAAUUUAUGCUUAACAAUCUAGAAGUCCAACAGCAGAAAAUUGGUUAAAUAAAUUACAGUAUGACCAUACAAUAGACUAUUAUGUAGUCAUUAUAAUUAAUGUUUAUGAAUAGUUAAAAGAGCAUGGCAAAAUGCUUAUAAUGUUAAAUGAAAAGAGUGGUACACAGGAUAGUAUAUAUAAAUCCAAAGAUGUUUCUUUUUAAAUGACUGAAACAGGUAGCUGACUCUGGGUGGUUGGGGUAUAAGUGUUUUUUUAAUUUUUUUGCUUCUUCUCUUUUAAAAAUUUCUCCAAAAUAUUACCACAUUUACUAUCAGAAUAAAAUGGUAGCACCAAAAGGUGUCAAUGGAGACAGGCCAAACCUCUAGUUUGGUCCAUGAACAGUAAACUGGCUAGGUGGGCACGGAAGCAUUAUGAUACUGAAUUGGUAGCAAGAGUGGGACAGAAGGGGAAAGGGCCUGCCAAGGAGCAUGCGAGUGACCAGAAUCCCUACAGAAAAACCAAGGUGAGAGAAGUUAACCAUGAGUGGCAUGUUCCUGUGGCAUAAUCUUAGAUAAAUAAAAGAACACAUAAGUCGAGUAUGUUCUGACAAUGGGAAAGGAUAUGGAAUACUCUCCCAAGCAAAAUUAACCUCAUUCUUUUAUUCUUUCAUACAAAGUGAAUAUUCUCAAGAUGGAUUUUAUCACAGUUAAUUCUCUGAAGAAUUCUUGAGCCUCCCAUAUCAUUUUUUUAAGGAUAGGAAUGGCUUUUGAUGUGCCAAGCUCUACCUCCUCCCACACUAGGACAUUCAAGCAACACGGAUGUACAUGGGAAUAUUUGGUAUUCCACACUGAUAAUUCCACAGCAUGUCAUUAGUCAUCCUAAUGUUGUAACUUGCAAAAAUAAAGUUUGCAAAUGUUAUUUUGAUGAA